Messenger RNA from Dinoponera quadriceps, 435 nucleotides. RefSeq names its product stromelysin-3-like. The transcript has a single exon. Lineage: Eukaryota; Metazoa; Arthropoda; Insecta; Hymenoptera; Formicidae. Gene Ontology annotation, molecular function: metalloendopeptidase activity; zinc ion binding. The record is from RefSeq and is a predicted model, not a curated record. Gene Ontology annotation, biological process: proteolysis; collagen catabolic process; extracellular matrix organization. The coding region runs from base 1 to 435 and encodes 144 amino acids. Gene Ontology annotation, cellular component: extracellular matrix.
AUGUGCCCGUGUUCUAUAGACGGCCCCGGUGGUGUACUCGCUCACGCAUCCUUUCCCAACGGAGAUGAAGGUUACGUCACGGAGGUGCACGUAGAUAGAGCGGAAUCGUGGCAUAUUCAUAUUAGUAGAAAUCCUCCUCGCACGCACAGCCUGUUGUACGUAAUCGCGCAUGAAAUCGGCCACACAUUAGGUUUACAUCACAGUGAACACAAGGAUUCGAUUGUGUUUGCGAUGGCGCCCAGCAAAACAAAAUUUCCUAUUACAUUGAACUUCGAUGAUAUUUUUCAUAUUCGAUAUCCAUAUGGUGCUAAUUACCAUGGUUCUACAACUAAAUACCACCUACCACCACCACUACAGCUGUUGUUACAACAACAACAACAACAACAUCGAAAAACAUCAAUCAUGAACCGUGUGUCGUACGAGAUCUUGAUAUAA